GGAAAAGAUUAUUUCUAUUUUCCCGCUGUUUUAAUUUAUUAUUUCAACAAAUUCGUGCAAACUGUUGACUGUAACGAAAAGUCAAACUUCUCUCUCUUACGUCAACAGCGAAAGCAGGUUUCUCUCUCUAGAAAAGGUUUUAGAGAUAAAAACUAUAAGGUGAUGGCUGGUCGUUACGAUAAAAAUCCCUUUGCUGAAGAAGAAGAAGAAGAAGUUAAUCCUUUCUCGGAUCCAGCAGUGAGAGGGAAGGCACCUGGCAAGUCUAAAUUUGGUGGAGGUCUUUUUUCAACGAAUAUUCCAAGUGCUCCACCUGCAUCAAACUCUAGACUUUCACCACUACCUCCUGAACCUGCCGGUUUUAAUUAUGAUCGUGAGGCAACAAUUGACAUCCCUCUUGAUACAGCUUCAGGAGGAUCACAUUAUCAGAAGAAAGAGAAGGAACUCCAGGCUAAGGAGGCUGAACUGAGAAGGCGGGAGCAGGAAGUGAGACGGAAAGAAGAGGCAGCAGCAAGAGCUGGAAUUGUCCUGGAAGAGAAAAAUUGGCCGCCAUUUUUUCCUAUCAUUCAUCAUGAUAUUGUAAAUGAUAUACCAAUUCAUCUACAAAGAUUGCAGUAUGUUGCAUUUUCAACAUUUUUAGGAUUGGUUCUGUGCCUUCUGUGGAACAUCAUAGCUGUUACUGCAGCAUGGAUCAGAGGGGAAGGUGUGAGGAUCUGGUUUUUGGCUAUCAUCUACUUCAUAGCAGGGGUCCCAGGAGCCUAUGUAUUGUGGUAUCGCCCGCUGUAUCGUACUUUUAGGAAUGAAAGUGCUUUCAGGUUUGGAUGGUUCUUCCUGUUUUAUUUGCUUCACAUCGGCUUUUCCAUCUUCGCUGCGGUGGCUCCCCCUAUAGUUUUUAAAGGGAAAUCACUCACUGGGAUCCUACCUGCAGUCGAUCUUGUUGGUGGCAAUGCUGUGGUCGGGAUCUUCUACUUCAUUGGUUUUGGGUUGUUCUGUGUUGAAUCAGUUAUAAGCAUCUGGGUUAUCCAGCAAGUAUACGUGUAUUUUCGUGGAAGUGGUAAAGCUGCUGAGAUGAAGCGUGAGAUUGCACUAAGAGCUGCGGCAGCUGCCAUGUAAUGGGGCAGGCUAGCGGCAACGGGAUAUACAUUAACCUCAUGUCCUAUAUGCACUUUGCCAGGGAAGGAGCACAUAGAGCUUGCUAUUUCUCGAUCCUGGCACAUAUCUCUGUAACUUGUUUUGAUUGCUACUUUCUGUAAAGUUUAUUUUUUUUUCUCUCUGGAGUUUGAUUAGCAAACACCCUAUACAAGGCUUGAAUGAUUUUCAUGUAUGAAUUUGUUCUAUUUAUAGAGAGCUUCAUUUCAUGA
Molecule: messenger RNA, 1358 nt
Organism: Durio zibethinus
Lineage: Eukaryota; Viridiplantae; Streptophyta; Magnoliopsida; Malvales; Malvaceae
Product: secretory carrier-associated membrane protein 3-like
Biological process (GO): protein transport
Cellular component (GO): recycling endosome membrane; trans-Golgi network membrane
Source: RefSeq, a predicted model, not a curated record